AUGGAGAAGUCAUUAUUAGCAGUCGGUUUAAUGAUGUUGUUGGGAGCCAGCCUCUACUUGAACAACACAUAAGAAGUAUCUGAUGAAAUCGAUACAGCAAAUCUUUAUGCAAAUUGGAAAAUGAAAUAUAACAGAAGAUAUACCAACUAAAGAGAUGAAAUGUACAGAUACAAGGUUUUCACAGACAACCUUAACUACAUCAGAGCUUUCUAUGAAAGUCCAGAAGAAGCCACAUUCACUUUGGAAUUGAAUCAAUUUGCUGAUAUGAGCUAAUAAGAAUUUGCUUAAACCUAUUUGAGCCUCAAAGUUCCAAGAACAGCCAAACUUAAUGCCGCCAAUUCUAACUUCUAAUACAAGGGUGCAGAAGUCGAUUGGACUGACAAUAAGAAGGUUAAGUAUCCAGCUGUUAAGAACUAAGGAUCAUGCGGUUCAUGCUGGGCCUUCUCUGCAGUCGGAGCACUUGAAAUCAACACAGACAUUGAACUCAACAGAAAAUACGAAUUAUCUGAAUAAGAUUUGGUUGACUGCUCAGGACCAUAUGACAAUGAUGGAUGCAAUGGUGGAUGGAUGGAUUCUGCUUUUGAAUAUGUUGCUGACAACGGUUUGGCUGAAGCUAAAGAUUAUCCAUACACUGCUAAAGAUGGAACCUGCAAGACCUCAGUUAAAAGACCAUACACUCACGUCUAAGGAUUCAAGGAUAUUGACUCAUGCGAUGAAUUAGCCUAAACAAUCUAAGAAAGAACAGUCGCUGUUGCCGUCGAUGCCAAUCCAUGGUAAUUCUACAGAAGUGGUGUCCUCUCCAAAUGUACUAAAAACUUAAAUCACGGAGUCGUCCUUGUUGGUGUUUAAGCUGAUGGAGCUUGGAAGAUUAGAAACUCAUGGGGAUCUAGUUGGGGAGAAGCUGGUCACAUCAGACUUGCCGGAGGUGAUACUUGCGGUAUCUGUGCUGCUCCAUCUUUCCCAAUUUUAGGAUGAAGACUUUGAUUAUUCAUACAUCAAUUUACAACAAUAUUAGUUAUUUUUAAACUUAAAUUUUCCUA
Messenger RNA from Paramecium tetraurelia, 1040 nucleotides. RefSeq lists its product as uncharacterized. Gene Ontology annotation, cellular component: lysosome. Gene Ontology annotation, molecular function: cysteine-type endopeptidase activity. The record is from RefSeq and is a predicted model, not a curated record. The transcript has 2 exons. Lineage: Eukaryota; Ciliophora; Oligohymenophorea; Peniculida; Parameciidae.